AUGACUUUGCCUUCAUGUCAUAAAUUAUUAAAUAAUCCUUCAAAUAAGUUGUAUCAGCUCAAAACUUACCCUUCUGUUAAAGGUGUCGUCAAUGAAGCAGAUGAAACUAAGGUUUACUUUAAUUAUCUGGCACAUCGUGUGCUUCAUUUAAUCUUCAUCAAACAUUUGUGUUUUGUUUCAACUGAAAACUCUCAAAUGGAUACGGAAAACGAAGUAUAA
Messenger RNA from Clunio marinus, 219 nucleotides. Lineage: Eukaryota; Metazoa; Arthropoda; Insecta; Diptera; Chironomidae. The record is from the annotation of a GenBank genome assembly.